UCAGAUGAGUUAUAUUACUGCCGGGUUAGGGACUGACAAGCUGUAUGUAACGUCUUUAUACUUUUAAAACUAUGGUAGCGUUUCAGGUUAAAACAGCAUUACUGUUGGUCCAGUUUGCCGUUGUAGUAUGUAUACCAGUACCAGGUCCUCCAACCGAAGUAGUUGUGAGUCCCCGAACCUCCAGUGUAACGCUGACAGUAACACUGCCAACCAACUGUCCUGGCUGUGAGUCUGUCAUAGUGAAUUACUCACCUACUGGAGAUACAGCCAUGACAACAACAUCAACUCAACAAUGUGACCAGCAACCUUGUAAUAUUCCUACAGAAGACCUAACGGCGGGUACCUGUUACAGCUUCACAGUCUAUACUCGGGGAUCUAAUGGGAACAGUACAACGGGUAUACACACAACAGGCUGUACACAACCAAAUCCCCCUGGUUAUGUUUCCGUUAAUGCCCAACCAACUUAUGCUGUCACACUGGACACCACGUCACCAGCAACAGGAGGAGUCGAUUACUAUAAUGUCACGUUUACCGAUUCGGACGGCAAGACGGAGACACGACGUACACCAACCAACGACACGUUAUAUAUAGUAGAUGGACUCACACCUGGAUACAUCUAUACCUUCAAAGUGGUAUCUGUGUAUAACAGCCUGGCCAGUAUACCGUACCAAAGUGUACCAGCCUCUACAGUUCCCAGUAGUACGACUGACGUCACGGUAUCUGACAGGACCACAACCACUGUGGCCUUGGCUGUGACCCCCGGUCCAGGGGGCUAUGACGGGUAUCGUGUCCAGAUUGUCGGUGGUGGUAUCCAACGUAACGACACCUUCUCACACAACACAACAGGUGAUCGUCUAGUGGUCAGUGGUCUUACUCCAGGAACGACCUUCACCUUCACCGUCUUUACUCUGGCCAAUGGAUUGGAGAGCGAACAUUUCCACAGAACUCAGGAUUCAACAAUUCCCAGCAGUCCGAGUGACGUCACGGUAACUGACAGGACGACGACCAGUGUGACCCUGACUGUGGCCCCCGGUCCAGGGGGUUAUGACGGGUACCGUGUCCAGAAGGUCGGUGGUGGUAUCAAUCGCUCCGACACAUUUCCACACCACACAUCGACUGGUCCUCUACUGGUCAGUGGUCUUACUCCAGGAACGACUUUCACCUUCACCGUCUUUACUCAGGCCAAUGGAUGGGAGAGUGAACAUUUCUAUAGAACUCAGGAUUCAACAAGUGACAAAGUAAAACGCUCAACAGUUAACCAAGCCGCGAACGAAACAACAGAGGGGCCUUCUGCCCCUGAUAAGGUAGAAAUUUCAAGCCAGACAAACGUGUCUGUGACGUUGACCGUUACCCUGAAUGGCAGCGGAUAUGACGGAUUCCUAGCCCAGUACAACAGCCUAAACCACUCCUGUCGGAACAUUACGGAUCUGACCAGUAUACCCUACCAAGUUGUUCCAGCCUCUACAGGUUGGUUACACGUGUAUCAGGAUCUUACCAGUAUACCGUACAGAGGUGUUCCAGCUUCAACAGGUAAGUUACACGUGUAUCAGGAUCUGACCAGUAUACCGUACCAAGGUGUUCCAGCUUCUACAGUGCCUGAUGUCCCAAAAAUAGCCAGGUACUCUACCACAAACGACUCGAUAAUAGUCACACUUAACUCCUCUUCUCCCGGUAAAGUUGAUAACUACACCGCCAGCGAGGACUGCGUCAGUAGCGGGAACAGCAUCAGUCCCGCUGUCACAGUAAGCGGACAAACCGUGACGAUAGUCGGUCUCAGUCCCGGUACCACCUGUAAUCUCAAAGUAAUCGCUGUCUUUGAUGGACACAACAGUUCUGCCGCCGUAUUCUCAGGACUCAGCAUUGUUGAUUCACCUCCCGGUCGGGUCGGAGAUCUAGCCGCCCAAACAUUGUCCGCCACAGCUAUUAGUUUGACGUGGAAAGAACCUACAGAGUCAAAUGGUGACAUCAUACAAUACAGUGUAUACGUCACAGAUCCCGCGGGAACUUGUGUACAACAUGUACAACUUCUGUUGACGGUGGACAGUACAGCUUCAAAGGACAAUGAAACGUGUAAUGCAACCAGGAAAGGCACUUUCAUCAGAGAUCAGUCGGAUUUCAAUGAGACUAUCAACGACCUGCUGGCCUAUACACGCUACACGUUCAGAGUGUACGCCUACACAGUCACCGGUAGCGGGUUUGAAUCGUCCCAGACAGCCACCACCAAUGAAUCAAAACCUCACAAAAUUACUGACUUAAAAAAACACAGGAUUACCUCGUCAACAGUUACAAUAUCCUUCAAGGAACAGGAACCAAGUACUGGCCCAAUAACGACGUAUGAAGUACAGUAUGUUUACACGGAACGUGUGUGUAACAAAUGGUUGAGUACAGAUGUAAACUUAACACACAACACCACCUGUACCCCCUCAAGUGGCCGGACUGUCUGCUCUAUAGAGAAUCUCUACCCCUACUGGGACUACAGCAUACGUGUAAGGGCAUACACUAGUAAAGGAUCCGGUAACUGGAGUGAUCCCUUACCACAAAGAACAGAACAGGACAAGCCGAGUUCUAUUGAUCCGAACAGUAUCAAGCCUACAGUGAUCACAGCUUACAGUGCAACUUUGGAGUGGUCUGCCCCUUGUCCCCCCAACGGCGUCAUCAGUAACUACGUGAUACUAUGGAACAUGUCCUCACAUAUCAACACCACUGAUAAUUCCUCGUCAUACUUAGUGUCUGGUCUACUGCCAUACAGGACUUAUACAUACCAGAUUGCUGCUGAGACUGGGGCGGGUAUAGGAAAUUACUCCACCGGACAGAGCUUCACGACAUUAACGGAUGUGCCGCAUCAACCAGGUGAAGUUACGGUAAAUGAAAAGAAAGCUACCAGUAUUUCUGUGACAUGGGGAGAACCGGAUUUGAAAACAGGCCCAACCUACUACGUCGCUACUGCUCUAGAUAACUGCAGGCAGGCAAAUACGUCAUCCUGUUAUACAAAUAGUUUUGACGAAACCACAUGUAUGAUACAAAACGUUGAUGAGUACUGGAAUUACACCAUUGUCGUCACGGCGACAACAGUGAACGGAUCAAUCAACUCCAGCACAACGGUCAUCAGAACUGCAGAGGCAGCUCCUGGACCAGUGACAGAUGUCAAGGUGACAGUUCAGGCCGACGUCACCAAGGCCCGAACAGUAACAAUUACAUGUGGCCUACCUAAAGAGAGGGACCUAAACGGUGUCAUUACCAAUUACACAUUGGAAUGGGGAUAUUCUUCGACUCGGAACCGCAACACAAGCAAACAUUGUUCCUGGGAUGUUUCUGUGAAGCCGCAAAAGAACUACACCUUUAAUGUCUCCGCAUCAACGAGUGUCGGGAAAGGUUCAUCAUUACAAUACAAACGGGAAAUUCCAGCCGGAGGUGAACAUGUCUGUAAAUCAUAUGUCAGUGAGGCGCAACCUAGCAGAGGAUCAGCAGCAGUACCAGUCUUAGGAACUUUGCUGGCAUUAUCAAUCAUUGCAAAUUUGAUGACUGUUAUAUACUUGAUAAGGUACCGACGGUCAAAACCUCAGGGGAAAGCAGAUGUUGACAAUGGCUUUGAAGUACCUGAAUCGGUGUAUGACCAGUUAGACUCUGCUUCAAGACAGUCUGCAAACAUAUAUGAUACGACAUCACCUAUGUAGUGUUAUACUGCAUCAGUUGCAGAAGUUUGUUUGGUAUAAGUCUUGUUUUUAAGAAUAGCGUAUUCGAGGAUAUAUUGAUAGUUACAUUCUAAACUAACUCAAUUUACAACAGGAAUAAGGCAUUGUUCACAGUUUAAUCGUAAUAUUAAUAUCUCAUGUAGCGCCAAAAUAGUACAGCUUUGUUAUACUUUGCCUUUUGAAAUUUGAGUUAAUCACGACGCUUUUUCUGGUACAAAAUGUAUAGUUUUUAAAUAUAUAUUAUGUGAUACGAUUUGCUUGUAUAAAAUUCCUUUUUUUUCAUGUGUAUCAUCAUUUUAAUAGGCUUUAUCAUUUAUGAACCUAAUUGAUUUCGUGCUAUAUACGUAUUUUGCUGUUCUGUUUAAACACACAAGUGUAUUCAUUAAUUACAUAUAUAUUUUCAUUCAGUCAAAAACAAAUGUUGAGGUUUGUAAUCAUCUGACACCCGGUAUAUUGAUUGCACAAAUUGAUGUUGCGUUGAAUAUUUUUUGUAAAAUAAUAACGUAAAUUGUAUUUAUUGUACAUGUACCAUUGUCCAUCAU
This is a messenger RNA of Mizuhopecten yessoensis (Yesso scallop), 4234 nucleotides long. Its product is annotated as receptor-type tyrosine-protein phosphatase eta-like. The transcript is spliced from 22 exons. Gene Ontology annotation, molecular function: protein binding. The record is from RefSeq and is a predicted model, not a curated record. The coding region runs from base 72 to 3674 and encodes 1200 amino acids. NCBI's taxonomy places the organism in Eukaryota, Metazoa, Mollusca, Bivalvia, Pectinida, Pectinidae.